This is a messenger RNA of Tuber aestivum (summer truffle), 2302 nucleotides long. Lineage: Eukaryota; Fungi; Ascomycota; Pezizomycetes; Pezizales; Tuberaceae. The record is from the annotation of a GenBank genome assembly.
CAAGCGAUCGUCCACCUGUUAGGUUUGCUUCUUAAGCAAAUUUUGUCGAAAAUGGAGAGAAUCCCCACGGAAAUACAUGAGUCGUUUGGCCGGGCCAAAGGAAGGCUAGACGGCGGAAUUUCUCGACUACCUGAAAUUCUCCAUCUACUCACCUCCACACUUUCCUCCGUUCCCCGGGCAUAUAUAUGCAUAGAUGCUCUGGACGAAUUUCCAGCAGAGCAUCGACCGGAGCUUUUAAGUGCCCUGGCGAGAGUAGUUGAUGAUCUACCCAGCGCUCGAUUAUUUAUCACCGGAAGGCCCGAUAUACGGGGUGAGGUGGAGAGGUGUUUCGCCGGAGGUGUAGUUGCGAAACAUAUAGAACUUCCGAGGGGCGAUAUCGAAAGAUAUCUCGGGGUGAGGCUAGCGCAGGAUAAGGAUCCUGAAGCCAUGGAUGAGGAUUUGGAAGUGGAUAUUAUCCAGAAUGUUCUAAAGACUACCUCCGAGAAGUAUGUGCUAAAAACUGAGGUCCCCCUGACAAUAGCUGACUAUAGUGACUAGUUUUCUUCUCGUCUCCUUCAAGGUUGACGCGAUUUUAGCACGGAAAACGAUCGCCAACAGAAGAGAAUCGGUGGGGGAAAUGUCUAAUUGCUGGUGUGCGGGGGAUGUGUACUCUGCAGUAUUGGAUCGGGCCAUGGUGCUGUGCGAGCAGUCAAAAACUAUCGUGAGGGAAGUGCUUUUAUGGGUAUCGCACUCCGAGCGCCCUCUAAAAGUGCAGGAACUGCAUCAUGUCUUACAGAGCGAGUUGGAAACUAGGGGGUUUUACCCUAAGGUGAAUUGCUUGACUAGCUUGGUGUUGGGAUAUUGCCAAGGACUUCUCACGCUCGAUGAGAAGGCGUCAACCCUCCGGUUGAGACAUUUCACUUUACGAAGCUACCUUUGCAAUCACCUUGCCAUGUUUGAUAGGCCACACUCGAAAAUUGCGGGGGUCUGUCUAACCUAUCUGAAUUCGAACUCUGGGUACAGCAAGCGCAAACCUGGAGAUCCCCUGUUGGGCCAAUAUGCUUCAUCGUACUGGGUAACCCAUGCCCGGCGGCAGGCUACUACAUCUGUUCAAUCCCUCGCCCUCAAACUUCUCACCUGUUAUCGAGAGUCAGCUGGAUGCUAUGUAGAUCUGUUGAGAGAGAAGGGAGUCUGGCCGGAGCUCUCCGCCCCAACGAGCUAUGGUACCAAUUUCACUGCCCUGCACUAUGUAGCGGUCCUUGGACUUCAUGAUUUCGCCGGCCGUUGGCUAUGCGGCCAAUUCACGAAAGAGGAACUGAAUGGGACCGACUCCUACGGCAGCACGCCACUCGUCUGGGCUUCAAGAUACGGGAACGAAGGGGUUGUGAAUUUGCUCCUCCAGAUGGGCCCCAUAAAACCGGAUUUAGCGGACACCCUAUUUCGCAGAACACCGCUAUCUUGGGCGGCUGAGAGAGGACACGAGCGCAUCGUUCAAUUACUCCUUGCACAAGACAGUGUAGACCCUAACGCGGAGUGCAAUCGGGGUCGAACCCCGCUCUUUUGGGCCCUUAGAUGUCGGCAGGAGCGUAUAGUCAUGCUCCUUCUGGAAAAUGCGGAGGUAGAUCCGAACAGAGAAGACGGUAUUCGUAAAAUGACACCACUAUACUUGGCCCUCAACAGUGGCCAUAGGGUCAUUACAAAACUUCUUCUCCACAAUAAAAAGGUAAACCCUAACAUACCCGAAGAUUACACACCCCUGCAUUGGGCCGCCAAACACGGGGAUAGGGCCGCCGUAAAACUCCUGCUUGAACGAGGAGAUAUCAAGCCCGACUCGGUCAACAAAUAUUGCCAAACACCGCUCGCACUCGCUGCCCGGUAUGGACAUGAGGCUAUCGUAAAGCUACUCCUAGAAAGGGGUGAUGUCGACCGCAACGCGCUAGACGACAACAGCGCAACACCGCUCAUCAUCGCCGUCGCCCGCAAUCAAAGAGACGUUGCGGAGCAGCUUCUAGGAGCGGGUGGUGUCGACCCAAACCAGAGAGAUGCUAAAGGGAGAACAUCCCUUCAUUGGGGUGCCAGCACUGGAAACGAGCCGAUUGUGAAGCUGUUGCUAAAACAGCAGAACGCCGACCCGAACUCAACAGACAUCUUUGGCCAAACACCGCUUUCUCGCGCGGCGCAGAGCGGCCACGGGGGUGUGGUGAAGAUCCUCCUGGGAGCAAAAGGCAUUAAUCCUUGCCUUCCAGAUAACGGGGGGAGAACGCCACUUGAGUGGGCUCAGCUGCGGAUGUAUAAAAACGUGGUGAGGUUGCUGCAAGAGCAC